CCCCUUCAAACUAAAUCCCCAUCUCUCUCUCAAGCUCUCCUCGAAAGAAGCAGGCCAAAACAAAACCUUUCCAAGAAACGAUGUCGCCUUCGUCGUCGUUCAGGAAGCCCUCGUGCCUUUCACGGAGAUUCUCGGGAUCGUGGAGAUCAUCGUCCAAAACGGCGGCGUUAGCAACGGUCUCGCCCACGGCCAACCAGCCGGAUUUGUCUUCCUCGUCUUCGUCUCCGGCGGGGGAGGGACGGGAUUCCUGGUCCACAUUGCUGCCGGAGUUGUUAGGUGAGAUCAUGGAGCGCGUGGAGGCGAGUGAAGAUCGGUGGCCUCUGAGGCAAAACGUCGUCGCAUGCGCCUGCGUAUGUAAGAAGUGGAGAGAAGCUAUGAGAGAGAUCGUUAGGGCUUCUUCUCCUGGUAGCGGAAAAAUCACUUUUUCUACAUGUCUUAAACAGCCUGGUCCAAGUGAUAUUCCAAACCAGUGUAUUAUAAAGCGGUGCAAAAAGAACUCGACAUUCUACCUCUAUCUUUCUCUUACACCAUCGUUCACCGACAAGGGGAAGUUUCUAUUGGCAGCAAAAAGAUAUCGACAUGGUGCUCAUAUUGAGUAUAUUCUAUCCCUUGAUGCAGAUGAUAUAUCUCAAGGUAGCAAUGCCUAUGCUGGGAAGAUAAGUUCGGAUUUUUUAGGUACCAACUUUACGAUCUUUGAUAGUCAGCCACCCCACAGUGGUGCCAAACCUUCGAGCAGUAGAUCAAGUCGCAGAUUUGCAACUAAGCGAAUCAGCCCCCAAGUUCCAGCUGGCAAUUUUGAGGUGGGAAAAGUGUCUUACAAGUUCAAUCUCUUGAAAUCAAGAGGUCCGAGGAGGAUAAUCUGCUCUGUGAAAUGCCCUUUGCCAGAAGAAAGGACCGACAAGCAUUUAGAUGACUACGAAGAGAAAAUGCCCGAGAAUGCUGCACCCGGUCAUACAAUUUUGAAGAACAAAGCUCCAAGAUGGCAUGAACAUUUACAGUGUUGGUGUUUGAAUUUCCACGGUCGGGUAACAGUAGCAUCUGUGAAAAACUUUCAGCUGUCUGCGAUUGUAGACCCAAGCCAACCAGGAGGGAAAGGAAAUGAGGAAACGGUUCUCCUCCAAUUUGGGAAAGUUGGGGAUGAUACAUUCACCAUGGAUUAUAGGUAUCCCUUGUCACCCUUUCUUGCAUUUGCCAUCUGCAUAACAAGCUUUGGUACGAAAUGGGCUUGUGAAUGAUUUACUUUUCAAGUGUUAAUAUUUGUAUUGAGUUUACAUG
Hibiscus syriacus is the source of this 1275-nucleotide messenger RNA. RefSeq names its product tubby-like F-box protein 7. The coding region runs from base 81 to 1235 and encodes 384 amino acids. Lineage: Eukaryota; Viridiplantae; Streptophyta; Magnoliopsida; Malvales; Malvaceae. The transcript has 4 exons. The record is from RefSeq and is a predicted model, not a curated record.